Oreochromis niloticus (Nile tilapia) is the source of this 3724-nucleotide messenger RNA. RefSeq names its product CXADR-like membrane protein. NCBI's taxonomy places the organism in Eukaryota, Metazoa, Chordata, Actinopteri, Cichliformes, Cichlidae. Gene Ontology annotation, cellular component: cytoplasmic microtubule; cell surface; membrane. The record is from RefSeq and is a predicted model, not a curated record. The coding region runs from base 223 to 1461 and encodes 412 amino acids. The transcript has 7 exons.
UGUCGCCACGACAGUUAAAAUUAGUCCGUGGAACAGUUAAGAAAAGAAUGAAGGCGUGAUGUGAGGAUGCCUGUGUUGGGACGCUGUGGGUGUCUGCACUCGUCCGCAGCUCGGCUUUUGAUUAGCUGCAGGAGCAGCAGCAGGACACACAGACGGGAAGACAUCAAGGAUGCAGCACGCUGACGAGCAGACAGGUCAGCAGACACGGGGCUUUGCGCUCAGAUGAAGGGCCAUGCUGACUGUGGCGUGCAGUUGAGGUGCGGCUCCGGGUCUCGCUUUGGUCGCAGUACAGUCCUCCCCUGCUCGGAUUUGUCCUUGGCGCAUGAAGGGAUGUCGGCUUCUCAUCAGAUCAGUCUGUUCAUGGUUCUGCUGGGUGUGCUAAUGACAUGUGCCCAGACAGAGAUGAAGAGGGUUGUUGGAGACAAUGCCACACUGCCCUGCCACCAUCACUUCUGGGUUGGUGAUCAUCCCACUCUGGACAUUGAGUGGCUGCUCCUCAAGCCAACUAACAGGCAGAGAGUGGUGAUUACCUACUUUUCUGGAAGAGUUUUUGACCCCGAUGAAGGAGAACGUGGUCGUGUAGCUUUUGCUGGAGAGUACUUAAAAGGCGACGCAUCUCUGCUCAUCAGUGACUUGUCACUGACAGACUCAGGAGAGUACAGCUGCAAAGUCAAGACUGGGCCACGGUACCACUGGAGUACCAUCAGUCUCACAGUGCUAGUGAAGCCAUCUAGGCCACAGUGCUGGAUGGAGGGCAAAUUCUUGGAAGGCAGUGAUGUUAAGAUGAGCUGCAAGUCCACUGAUGGCUCUGAUCCUAUCCAUUACAAAUGGGAAAAAGUACUGGACGAAGGCAAAUAUGUAGACAAGCUGCCUCCACUGACCCUGAUAGAUUUCAAAACCCCAGAGAUUGUGGCAUUGAGGAAUUUGACCAAGGACAAUGCCGGACUCUACAAAUGCACAGCCAGCAAUGAUGUGGGAGAAGAGAGCUGUACAAUGGAAGUCAAGAUACACUAUGUGAAGGGAAUUGGUGUGGUAGCAGGUGUAGUGGUUGGUGUGUCCUUCGCCAUUCUGCUUAUCUUACUCAUCAUCUGGUUGGUAUUCUGCAAAAAGGACAUGAAAAAAAAUGAAGAAGAGGAGACGCCCAAUGAAAUCAGGGAGGAUGCAGAAGCUCCCAAAGCCAAACUAGUGAAGCCCAACUCCCUCUCCUCAUCUCGUUCUGGCAGUUCCCAUUCGGGUACCUCCUCCACCCAGUCCAUGGUGCACAACAUGGGACCUAAAUGUCAGCGUGCCUUUGUUCCUGCUGUGGCUGCCCUUAACGAGAACUGCCAGGCUUUCCCACAGUCUCCACCUGAAUGCCAUCAGAAGAUUCCCAAGAUCCCUGAACAUCUUUUGGACCCACUUCCAUGUCUACCUCUCACUCCAAACCCAGCCCCCGUCCAAAGUUCAGCCCAGGGAACAUGAAUUAUAUUGGGGCCACUGCUGUAGAAGAAAAAUCCAGUUCCUCAAUUUACUUAAUUCACACUUUGACAAAACACUUUCAGCAACUUAACUCUUGAAGAAUUUCUGCAAUAUAAAAACAGUUUUGUUCUGGUGUCAUUUAUUUGCACACAGUCACCUCUGUAGAUUUUAGAGAUUCUAAAAGAAAUGGAAGCUCUGAUGCUGUAAUGUUUAAAGAGAGGACUGAAUGUACCAGGAUGGAUUGGACAGUACAAAGUGGACUGAAGUUGAAUUAAAUGAAGACAUAGAUGUGAGUGGCAUCUUCCUUCUCUUUGAAGAAUAUAACCAAUUGCUUACAGACACACAGUAAGUGAAGAAUGUUUCUUCAUUUACUGUGUGAGAUUGUUAGGUUGUUAAAAAUAUAUUUCAGUAUACUUUUAACAACCUAACAAUCUCACAUACACCUGUUAACACCUGUAGUUUUACUUUCUGACAAAAGUUUAGGUUUUUACAGAUUUGGAUAUGACUCAGCACAGUCUCAGAGGUAUUUUUAAUUCAGGUUCAUCGACCAGUUCUUACCAUUGUUCACUUUUACAUGAAAAUGAAAAAAUACCUGCAACACAGUCUGAUUGCAGUUUGUAAAAUGGACGUUAAAUAUUGUAUUUUUUAGUUGGAUCAAGCUCCACUGCAGAAAGAAGUAUGUAAUAGUGCUUGCAUAAAUCACAGGACCUAAAAACUUUCGUCUGAGUGUUUUUUUGUUUGCUUUGUGGUGGACCACCAGGGGAAUCCACUCACAUCCAGCGAGAAGGGAAGAGGGAGGGGUAAAUUUUUUGGGUUGUAGGAAGUGUUUGCUGCCUUGUGAGUUCAGUUGUGUGAAGCUGAAAUUAAAGUUGGAGUAAAACGUGAUGAAGUCUGGUGUCAUCCUUACGUACCGGUCAUAUUGGUGACCUCUGAGACAAACAUGCUGAGGCCCGAAGAGGAAACCGGCCCUUUCCCAGAAACAUUUGCGGCUGCCAGACUCCCACCUCUGCCUGCAGCUGCGUUUGCUUUGCUAGUUAAAGUACAGGACUUUGAGCUUCACGACCCUCCUUCAUGGUUCGAGCAUGUCGAACCUCAGUUUGCUCUUCAUGGAAUUUUAUCCGACGACACGAAAAACAUGUGGUGGCCUCAUUGGACUCCGCUGUCCAUGCGCAGUGUGAUGACCAUCCUCCGGAAUCUCCCUGCCCAAAGGAAAUACACCGCUCUCAAGGCGCUGCUGCUGUGGCGCUACUCCCUCUCCGACACAGAGAAAAGAAACUCCUCUCUCUCUCUCAGGCUUAGGUGAUGGUACCACUUUCAAGCUCAUGGAGAAAACGCUGUGCUUACCGGGGAUGGAUGACAUAGGGUUCCUCUUCACACAUGGUUAUCUCCGACAACUGUCCGCUUCUGUGAGGGCUGGCACCCACACUAAUUCUCCCGGAGGCCUCUGGCUCAGUGACAGCAGCUGGGAUCACGGCACGACGGCACUGAGAAAAAGGGCUGUGUUUUUACCAUCAGCGUUUUGGCGCCAGAGUGAAGCUUUAAGGCCCAGGUAAAUGAGCCCGCCAGUGGUCUGUAGCAGACGUGACCACUGGUGACCAGGAAUGGCUGCUCUUCAUAGAAGACUCACACUCGGGGAGACAUUUUCUGGUCGACUCUGGCUCCCCUCCUACCCUCGGCUGGUUCUGACAGGCUAGCUGAGGGCUGCGUGCAACUACUAACAGUGGCUAAUGGCUUCCCCAUCAAAACAUUUGGUGAAAAGUUGGUGACCGUUUGUUUUCAUGACCGUGACUUGCAGUUGAACUUUGUGAUUGCUGCAAGCUCUGUGCCGAUAAUAGGUGCAGAUUUUCUUUGUGCUCACAGACUACUGGUUGAUGUCGCUAACAGAUGUUUGAUCAAUGCUGUGUCAUUUUCUUCACUGCUAUGCUAAUCUUGCAGUUUCAUGUAGGUUCAUGUAGGCAAACUUGAUGAUGUCAUUUGAGCUGUACUGUGCAGUACAGUCAUGUGUUAGCCGGGUGAACAGCAGUGCGCUAAGCACACAGCCCUGUGGCAAUUCUGUACUCAGUUUGAAGUCAAUAAACAGCGUUCUGACAUAAGUGUCCUUUUUGUCGUGAUGGGAGAGAGAAAGGUGAAGAGCAGAUGAGAUGGCAUCAUCUGUGCAGCAGAUUGGGCGGUAAGCAAACUGUAGCGGGUCCAGAUUCUGUGGAAGCUGAGUUUUCUUGUGCCUCAAUAACAGCCUCUCAAAGCACUUUGUGAUGAUGGGGGUAAG